UAAGCUGACGUCAGCCCGGUACCGAUGAACAACCGGUGGCGGUGAGCAGAGUGAGCCCGUCGCGUGACCGUCUACCGAGCCGACAUCAUGCCUUUCGAUGUGAGGAGAUUUGAUAUCUACAGGAAAGUUCCCAAAGAUCUCACCCAGCCCACGUACACGGGAGCCUUCAUUUCCAUCCUCUGCUGCUUCUUCAUCCUCUUCCUCUUCCUGUCUGAGCUGACGGGCUUCAUCGCCACAGAGCUAGUCAAUGAGCUGUAUGUGGACGACCCCGAUAAAGACAGUGGAGGGAAGAUAGAAGUGAGUUUAAACAUCAGUUUGCCACACUUACACUGUGAUUUGGUGGGUCUGGACAUCCAGGACGAGAUGGGUCGCCAUGAGGUCGGUCACAUCGACAACUCCAUGAAGAUCCCUGUGAACCAGGGAGAGGGCUGUCGCUUUGAGGGAGAGUUCACCAUCAACAAGGUACCAGGGAACUUCCACGUGUCGACGCACAGCGCCACAGCUCAGCCCCAGAGUCCGGACAUGACCCACCACAUCCACAAGUUGUCCUUUGGAGAGAAGCUGCAGGUGCAGAAGAUACAAGGAGCCUUCAACGCGCUGGGAGGGGCUGACCGGCUGUCCUCUAACGCGCUGGCCUCACACGACUACAUCCUGAAGAUCGUCCCCACGGUGUAUGAAGACCUGUCGGGCAAGCAGCGGUUCUCCUACCAGUACACGGUGGCCAACAAGGAGUACGUGGCCUACAGCCACACGGGCAGAAUCAUCCCGGCCAUCUGGUUCCGAUACGACCUGAGUCCGAUCACAGUGAAGUACACGGAGCGGAGGCAGCCGGUGUACCGCUUCAUCACCACGAUCUGCGCCAUCGUCGGCGGGACGUUCACAGUGGCAGGAAUCAUCGACUCGUGUAUCUUCACGGCUUCAGAGGCCUGGAAGAAGAUCCAGAUCGGGAAGAUGUCCUGAGGACUCCUGCAUCCUAUUUAUGAUCCAGUGGAUCCACUGGAUCCUCCUGGAGCUUCGUUCAAGGCUCUGGAUCCACUGCAGGCUGAGCUCCUCUCAGGCUGGACAUCACAGGGACUCUGGCCCCUCUGCUCUUCAGGAACUCUGUUUCUGACUCUGUGCUCUUCAGGAACUCUUUGUUUCUGACUCUGUGCUCUUCAGGAACUCUUUGUUUCUAACUCUGUGCUCUUCAGGAACUCUUUGUUUCUGACUCUCUGCUCUUCAGGAACUCUUUGUUUCUGACUCUGUGCUCUUCAGGAACUCUUUGUUUCUGACUCUGUGCUCUUCAGGAACUCUUUGUUUCUGACUCUCUGCUCUUCAGGAACUCUUUGUUUCUGACUCUGUGCUCUUCAGGAACUCUUUGUUUCUGACUCUCUGCUCUUCAGGAACUCUUUGUUUCUGACUCUGUGCUCUUCAGGAACUCUUUGUUUCUGACUCUGUGCUCUUCAGGAACUCUUUGUUUCUGACUCUCUGCUCUUCAGGAACUCUUUGUUUCUGACUCUGUGCUCUUCAGGAACUCUUUGUUUCUGUGGAGAUGAGUUCUGUGUAUUUAAAGUCUACCUGAUUCUCUUUGUUCAUCUCCUCAUCGUGACUCUCAGUCCGGUCCCGGACCUGCAGACCGGUCCCGGACCUGCAGACCUGUGUUCAAUGCCACUGGCUCUAAACUACCUGUACACUGUUUAUGAAUUAUCAUUUGAAGGAAGUUUAAAGUGUUUCUGUCUCACAGUAUUUUGAAUCCUGUGACUUCCUAUGUUCUCCUUCUCCGGUGUUCACUGCAUGUGCCUCUCCCUCCAUCACUGUCUCUCUCUCUCUCUCUCCCUCCCUCUCAUGAUUACUUUGUAAAUUCACUUUUUAAGAGAUUUUUGAUAAAUACAGGGAUCAUUGAUUAUUUUUCAGUCCAUUUGAGACAAGUCAUGAAUGCUGUUUGAUGACAUAUUUUAUUUUACCAUCCUUUUGAAUUAUUGUAAGAGAAGCGUCUGUUAGUCUCUAAGAUUGAUUUAGUUUGUUUGACACGUACAGGAACUCAUGGAGUGGGAAGUUGUACAUUGUAAUGAGGAUUUGGUUUUGUAAGAACUUGGCUCCGCCCCCUGGUGGCUCCGCCUCCUGUCACGUUCCCUCCAGUAAAGCUGCAGAGAAGC
This is a messenger RNA of Pseudoliparis swirei, 2135 nucleotides long. It is a transcript of the gene ergic1, whose product is annotated as endoplasmic reticulum-golgi intermediate compartment 1. The record is from RefSeq and is a predicted model, not a curated record. Lineage: Eukaryota; Metazoa; Chordata; Actinopteri; Perciformes; Liparidae. The coding region runs from base 88 to 960 and encodes 290 amino acids. Gene Ontology annotation, cellular component: endoplasmic reticulum; endoplasmic reticulum membrane; Golgi membrane. The transcript is spliced from 10 exons. Gene Ontology annotation, biological process: retrograde vesicle-mediated transport, Golgi to endoplasmic reticulum; endoplasmic reticulum to Golgi vesicle-mediated transport.